AUGCCAGAGACCCGCUCAAUACCCCUCCCAACCAGGACCGAGGGCCCCCUAUACCCCCUAGACCCGCUCAAUACCCCUCCCAACCAGGACCGAGGACCCUCUAUACCCCCUGCCAGAGACCCGCUCAAUACCCCUCCCAACCAGGACCGAGGACCCCCUAUACUCCCUGCCAGAGACCCGCUCAAUACCCCUCCCAACCAGGACCGAGGACCCCCUAUACUCCCUGCCAGAGACCCGCUCAAUACCCCUCCCAACCAGGACCGAGGACCCCCUAUACUCCCUGCCAGAGACCCGCUCAAUACCCUUCCCAACCAGGACCGAGGACCCCCUAUACUCCCUGCCAGAGACCCCCUCAAUACCCCUCCCAACCAGGACCGAGGACCCUCUAUACCCCCUGCCAGAGACCCGCUCAAUACCCCUCCCAACCAGGACCGAGGACCCUCUAUACUCCCUGCCAGAGACCCGCUCAAUACCCCUCCCAACCAGGACCGAGGACCCUCUAUACCCCCUGCCAGAGACCCGCUCAAUACCCCUCCCAACCAGGACCGAGGACCCCCUAUACCCCCUGCCAGAGACCCGCUCAAUACCCCUCCCAACCAGGACCGAGGACCCUCUAUACUCCCUGCCAGAGACCCGCUCAAUACCCCUCCCAACCAGGACCGAGGGCCCCCUAUACCCCCUGCCAGAGACCCGCUCAAUACCCCUCCCAACCAGGACCGAGGACCCUCUAUACUCCCUGCCAGAGACCCGCUCAAUACCCCUCCCAACCAGGACCGAGGACCCUCUAUACUCCCUGCCAGAGACCCGCUCAAUACCCCUCCCAACCAGGACCGAGGACCCCCUAUACUCCCUGCCAGAGACCCCCUCAAUACCCCUCCCAACCAGGACCGAGGACCCUCUAUACCCCCUGCCAGAGACCCGCUCAAUACCCCUCCCAACCAGGACCGAGGGCCCUCUAUACUCCCUGCCAGAGACCCGCUCAAUACCCCUCCCAACCAGGACCGAGGACCCUCUAUACUCCCUGCCAGAGACCCGCUCAAUACCCAUCCCAACCAGGACCGAGGACCCUCUAUACCCCCUGCCAGAGACCCGCUCAAUACCCUUCCCAACCAGGACCGAGGACCCCCUAUACUCCCUGCCAGAGACCCGCUCAAUACCCCUCCCAACCAGGACCGAGGGCCCUCUAUACUCCCUGCCAGAGACCCGCUCAAUACCCCUCCCAACCAGGACCGAGGGCCCUCUAUACUCCCUGCCAGAGACCCGCUCAAUACCCCUCCCAACCAGGACCGAGGACCCUCUAUACUCCCUGCCAGAGACCCGCUCAAUACCCCUCCCAACCAGGACCGAGGACCCCCUAUACCCCCUGCCAGAGACCCCCUCAAUACCCCUCCCAUCCAGGACCGAGGACCCCCUAUACUCCCUGCCAGAGACCCGCUCAAUACCCCUCCCAACCAGGACCGAGGGCCCUCUAUACUCCCUGCCAGAGACCCGCUCAAUACCCCUCCCAACCAGGACCGAGGACCCUCUAUACUCCCUGCCAGAGACCCGCUCAAUACCCAUCCCAACCAGGACCGAGGACCCUCUAUACUCCCUGCCAGAGACCCGCUCAAUACCCCUCCCAACCAGGACCGAGGACCCUCUAUACCCCCUGCCAGAGACCCGCUCAAUACCCCUCCCAACCAGGACUGA
Rana temporaria (common frog) is the source of this 1689-nucleotide messenger RNA. Its product is annotated as basic salivary proline-rich protein 1-like. Lineage: Eukaryota; Metazoa; Chordata; Amphibia; Anura; Ranidae. The record is from RefSeq and is a predicted model, not a curated record. Bases 1 to 1689 code for a protein of 562 amino acids. The transcript is spliced from 2 exons.